This is a messenger RNA of Ilex paraguariensis (yerba mate), 315 nucleotides long. Lineage: Eukaryota; Viridiplantae; Streptophyta; Magnoliopsida; Aquifoliales; Aquifoliaceae. The record is from the annotation of a GenBank genome assembly.
AUGGAGACAAUUACUGAGCUACCAAAAGCUCGUGUAAAUGCCAAAGUGAACCCAGAUGGGACAAAGGAACUGAGCUCUAAUGCUCCACUUGGAAGCCACUCAAGAGAUAAGGGAAUAACAGGACAAACACAGGAUCAAACAGGGGAGGUGGCGAUUGGCGAAAUUCCUCUUAUUGAUAUAUCGAGAUCUAGCGGUGAAACUUCAAAAAAGCUAGUAGAUGUUGAUGUGUUGCCAAAAGACAAGCAAAACCGGACAAAGACUCAACCUAACCUGUCGGAGGCCCAGCAAAAACACCCCGGACCUAGAGCACCUUGA